CGCAACGUCAGCUCCCCCCGUCCCUCUCUCCUGGUUGCGGCCCCACCACAGCUCGCCGACAACCACCACCGCCCAUCACGCCGACUGUUCGACGACAUCCCGCGGGCAAAGCCAUUGAAUCGAGCGACCACUCAAGAUGCUGCUGCUAGACUACCAGAACGUGCUGAUACAGUCGGUGCUCACGGAGCGCUUCUCCGGAGCGCCGCCCGUGUCCAUCGACCAGACCGUCUCCGAUUUUGACGGCGUCAUCUUCCACAUAUCCACCCCCGAGUCAAAGACCAAGAUCCUGGUUUCGAUCCAGAUCCGUUGCUUCCAAGACCUGCUGCGUUACGGCGCCGCAGAGGUGCUCAACCGCGAGUACGGGCCCUAUGUUGUCCCGCCGGAACCGGGCUUUGACUUCUCCAUCCUCGUCGACCUGGAGAAUUUGCCGGCCGAGCAGGAGGCACGAGACGAGCUGGUCAAGAAGAUUGCGCUUCUCAAGCGCAAUGCCAUGGCCGCUCCGUUUGAGCAGGCGUACCAAGAGCACUACCAGCUGAAGCAGGAAGCCGCCAAGUUUUCCUCGGAGGAGGCGCCCCAGGGAGUACGCGAAGGCGGCGAGGUCAAGGCGAUUCACUACCGCGAGGAGGAGGCCAUCUACGUCAAGGCGAGCCACGACCGCGUCACAGUCAUCUUUAGCACCAUCUUCAGGGAAGAGACCGACCGCGUGUUUGGCAAGGUGUUCAUCCAGGAGUUCGUCGACGCCCGCCGGCGGGCCAUCCAGAACGCCCCCCAGGUGCUGUUCCGCAACGACCCGCCGCUCGAGCUCCAGGGCGUGCCGGGCGUCAAGAACACUGGAACCGGCGAGAUCGGCUACGUUACGUUUGUCCUCUUCCCCCGACACCUCACGCCUCAGCGGAUGCCCGAAGUCAUCUCGCACAUCCAGACCUUCCGCGACUACUUCCACUAUCACAUCAAGGCGUCCAAGGCAUAUAUUCACUCCCGCAUGAGACGGCGGACGGCCGACUUCCUCCAAGUUCUCCGCAGGGCCAGGCCAGACAACGAGGAGAAGGAGCGCAAGACAGCGAGCGGAAGGACGUUCAAGGUGGGCGCCUGAGAAGAAAGGUCUUGGGAAAGCAUGUCUAGACCAGAAACAACGAAUGGACGCAAGCUAGUCCCCUGACCAAUAUACAACAAACAGCACAUAUGAUCUCUGGCAGGCGAACCAGUCGCAAGGGCGAUUUGUGUUUCCUUUUGAGAGAAAGAACCACAGC
Molecule: messenger RNA, 1250 nt
Organism: Thermothelomyces thermophilus ATCC 42464
Lineage: Eukaryota; Fungi; Ascomycota; Sordariomycetes; Sordariales; Chaetomiaceae
Exons: 6
Coding region: 137-1093 (318 amino acids)
Biological process (GO): actin filament polymerization; Arp2/3 complex-mediated actin nucleation
Cellular component (GO): Arp2/3 protein complex; actin cytoskeleton
Molecular function (GO): actin filament binding; structural constituent of cytoskeleton
Source: RefSeq, a predicted model, not a curated record